Molecule: messenger RNA, 781 nt
Organism: Durotheca rogersii
Lineage: Eukaryota; Fungi; Ascomycota; Sordariomycetes; Xylariales; Xylariaceae
Exons: 2
Coding region: 81-599 (172 amino acids)
Source: RefSeq, a predicted model, not a curated record
GCAUUUCGUUCGAUCCGUAACCCCGCCAGCCCUGAUCGGGAAUCUCCCGGGUACCAAAGCGAGUAAGUGCAUGUCCCAUCAUGCUCCUUUUCUGCUUCUUCUUCUUCUUCCCCCCUGGCUUUCUUCUUUCCGUUUACUGUAUUAUUUGUAUUAUUUGUAUUUUUUAUUUCACUUCCUCCCACAUCUUAGAUAUUUUUUUGGUUCAAUAUCCCAUCGAAUAUAACCCUUAUUCUCGAUGCGCGACAUCGAGCCAAUCUCUGGCCGUUUCGACUGCUCGCUGUGCCCCCCAGGUACCUCCCUCGCAAAUACACACCACAUACCUACAUCGUGCCCUCGUCGCAAUCUUCACCUUUCCUCGAUUGGGUACGCGUAUUACACGCACACACCUCCCUUGCCAGGAGGUAGGUAAGGUAAGUACUGCUGGCGUACUACCAAACACCGGGAGGAAGCUGUCUCUCCAGAAUACGUAUGCCUCAUAUACGAGUGCCUCUCGUGUGCACACAGUAGCACGCGCACGCUCGGCGGUAGACACGCCCCGUGGGCACGCGAGACUUUUUUAUCAUCUAUUUUUUUUAUACCCGCCCGUCUAUCUGUCCUGACUCCCUCCUACAUACGCCUCCGUAUACCCACCUACCAACCGCACCUCGCUCUGCUCCCCGCCGGCCCAGGGCCUGCUCCCGUCGCCACCGCGUCCUUGCAGCUUCUCCCUCUUGCUAUCCAUCUGUGCCUCGCCAACUGUGGAGGACAACCAGCCCGGUGUCCGGGUGCCACGCGUGGAAGC